UCUGACAACACCACCACCGGCGUAAGAGAGGAUUGGGUGACUGCUAUUGUAGUUGUAAGUUUAAUAUUUUGUAACUUUAACACAGGCCUGUGUGGAUUUCAUAAAUGUAAUAAAUAGAAUAACAUUGAAGUUGAUUUCUCGCUAAAUGGCUUCGAAAGGGAAUACAGUAUCACAUUAAAACCUAAAGGCUGCUGGAAUGGAACACGUUUCAAUCCUGUGAAGUUUGAAAUUACAAAUAACAAGGGGAAACGAGAUAACAAACAGCGUGACAACGUGGAGGAAAACGUGUUUUUAUAAAAGCUUUUAAAGCCAUUCUCAACGAAAAGGACUUUUGGAAUACGUUGUAAAUUGAGAUUGAAGACCAGUUGCUCAGAUUUUGUUAUUGCAGUUGCAUGGCAGUCAUUAAAUAAAACAAAGUGAACAGCUGAAGUUGUUCUUGGCACACUUGUGACUGUAACGUGCAUGGAUGGAUGACACAGUCUGGCAAUCCUGAAGCCGACUAAAGACAUGUUACCACGGUAUUUCCUGCAUACCAAAACCAAACGAUUUGGGUAAAGAAAGCAUUGGAUGAACGCAGCAUUUACUAAUUUUAGACACAAAAUGCGUAACAUACAUGAAUGCAAACUUUGAACACGGAUAAGUGUGUUAAAACGAGAGCGGAUGUUCUCUGGAAAUAGGUAACAAUCGUAUUUUUGUUGUCUUUAAAAACAUAAAUAAAUAAAAAUGAGCCACGACAUGGAAGGAAUAACAUUUUCAGUGCCUUCUUUCUGGCCUUCUACAGGAGAUGAUAUCAGCGAACCUGCAUGCACCUAUGGAGAUAGUGAGUCAAACAAUGCCAACACUGUUGCUGCAGCAGGCACGUACUGGCAAGAUCCUACUGCCAGUGACAGUCUGACUAGUCACAAUUGCCCCAAAACAAGUGGCGGCCUCUUGACAGUAGGUAAAACUAAAAACAGAGCAAUUACGGUGGCAUAUGUCAUCAAUGAGACGACCCAAAUGCACGAGAAUAUGGCUCUUCAGUGUUUGAAAGAGGCAUGCGACAACGGAGGCACAACGCUGGAAAUUCUUCACUUUGGAAAGCUCGACUUUGGUGAAACCAAAGUGCUAGAUCGUUUUUAUAAUGCAGACAUUGCUGUUGUGGAGAUGAGUGACGCAUUCCGUCAGCCUUCCCUUUUCUACCAUCUUGGAGUGAGGGAAAGCUUCAGCAUGGCCAAUAACAUCAUUUUAUACUGUGACACCAAUUCAGAUUCCCUUCAGUCUUUACAGGAAAUCAUUUUCCAGAAGAACACUUCAUGCACCGGAAAUUACAGCUUUAUACCAUAUAUGGUAACACCACACAAUAAAGUCUACUGCUGCGAGAGCAGUUUAAUGAAGGGACUGACUGAGUUAAUGCAGCCAAGCUUUGAGAUGCUGCUUGGGCCAAUCUGUAUGCCUCUGGUAGAUCGUUUUACUCAGCUGCUGAAGGUCUCACAGGCCAGCUGUUGUCAGUAUUUCCGAGAAACUAUUCUGAAUGACAUCAGAAAAGCCCGGGAACUGUACACAGGUGUGGAGCUGGCUGCUGAACUGGCAAGGAUACGACAGCGCUUGGAUAAUGUUGAGUGUCUCUCAGCAGACAUCGUUAUUAACUUGCUUCUAACCUACCGGGAUAUUCAGGAUUAUGAUUCCAUUGUGCAGCUGGUUGAAACUUUGGAAAAACUUCCAACCUUUGAUCUUGUAUCCCAUCCUCAUGUGAAGUUUCAUUAUGGUUUUGCACUAAAUCGGAGAAAUCUGCCCGGGGACAGAGAGAAGGCCCUUGCUAUAAUGUUACCGUUGGUGCAAUCUGAUCAGCAGGCUGCAUCAGACAUGUAUUGUUUGGUUGGGAGGAUCUACAAGGACAUGUUUUUGGAUUCUCACUUCACUGACCUUGAAAGCAGAGACAGUGGUGCUUAUUGGUACAAGAGGGGAUUUGAGUCAGAGCCAACACUACAUUCAGGGAUCAACUAUGCAGUCCUUCUCCUGGCAGCUGGGCACCACUUUGACAAAUCUUUUGAACUUCGAAAAGUUGGUGUGAAGCUCAGCAGCCUACUUGGUAAGAAGGGGAGCCUUGAGAAGCUCCAGAGUUACUGGGAUGUGGGAUUCUUCUUGGGGGCCAGUAUCCUAGCCAACGACAAUCAGAGGGUGAUUCAGGCCUCCGAAAAACUUUUCAAACUCAAGGCGCCAAUAUGGUACUUAAGAUCACUGGUGGAGACUAUACUGAUUUACCAGCAAUUUAAGGAGCAGAAUAUAGAACAGCCCAACCCCAAGCAGGAGCUAAUGGAUUUUUGGAUGGACUUCCUUGUAGAAGCCACAAAGAAAGAACUAUCUUUAGUUCGUUUCCCUGUUUUGAUAUUAGAACCCACCAAAGUCUACCAGCCUUCUUAUCUGUCUAUCAACAAUGAAGCUGAAGAGAAGACUGUGUCCAUAUGGCACGUGGUACCGGAUGAUAAGAAGGGGAUUCACGAGUGGAACUUUACAGCUGCCUCAAUCCGAGGUGUAAGUGUUUCAAAGUUCGACGAGCGAUGUUCUUUCCUGUAUGUUCUGCACAAUGCUGAAGACUUUCAAGUUUACUUUUGUACUGAGCUCCACUGUAAGAGGUUCUGUGAGAUGGUGAACUGCAUUACUGAGGAGUCUGGAAAGGGUCCAGAUGAGGGAGAGUGUGAGGGGUACGCCCUUGAGUAUGACUAUGAGUAUGAUGAGAAUGGCGAGAGGGUGAUCCUUGGAAAGGGAACGUAUGGAGUCGUUUACGCAGGCAGAGACCUGAGUAACCAGGUCAGAAUUGCUAUCAAAGAGAUCCCUGAGAGGGACAGCAGAUUCUCGCAGCCUCUGCAUGAAGAGAUAGCUCUGCAUAAACACCUCAAGCACAAGAAUAUAGUCCAGUAUCUGGGCUCCAUCAGUGAAAAUGGCUUCAUCAAGAUAUUCAUGGAGCAAGUCCCUGGAGGAAGCCUUUCUGCUCUCCUGCGAUCUAAGUGGGGACCCUUAAAGAAUAAUGAGCAAACAAUAGGCUUUUACACCAAGCAGAUCCUGGAAGGUUUAAAAUACCUUCAUGACAAUCAGAUAGCGCAUCGGGAUAUAAAGGGUGACAAUGUACUGAUCAACACAUAUAGUGGAGUGCUGAAAAUUUCUGACUUUGGAACUUCAAAGAGACUUGCUGGACUCAACCCUUGUACUGAAACCUUUACAGGAACCCUCCAGUACAUGGCACCAGAAAUUAUUGACAAAGGACCAAGAGGCUACAGUAAACCCGCUGACAUAUGGUCCCUGGGAUGCACCAUUAUUGAAAUGGCAACUGGGAGGCCUCCCUUUUACGAACUCGGGGAACCUCAGGCUGCCAUGUUUAAGGUUGGGAUGUUUAAAAUCCAUCCUGAAAUCCCGGAGUCCAUGUCGCUGGAGGCCAAGGCCUUCAUCCUCCGCUGCUUCGAGCCUGACCCAGACAAGCGAGCAACAGCAAGAGACUUACUGACUGAUGAGUUUCUGACCGUCACGAGCAGGAAGAGGAGGACCCAAAACAAGUUUACAGCUCUUUCAGCUGGGUCAGAGUAUCUGCGCAGUAUCUCUCUGCCGGUCCCAGUGGUAGUGGAGGACACAAGCAGCAGCAGUGAAUAUGACUCGGUCUCUCCUGACACAGACUUGAAGACAGACCCUUUCGUUUUCAAACCAAGAGUCAAGUGCUUCAGUGAGAAAGAUGUCAAAGGAAGUAGAUCUUUAUUUUUGGGCAUACCUGUUGAGAACUUUGAGGACCACAGUGCACCUCCGUCCCCUGAAGAAAAGGACACUGGGUUCUUCAUGCUGAAGAAAGACAGUGAAAGGAGAUCCACACUACAUAAAAUACUGACAGAAGACCAAGACAAGGUUGUCAAGAACCUGAUGGAAGCUUUGGCACAGGGAAGUGAGGCAAUUAUACUGAAACAAGAGCACAUAUCCACACUUGUGGUGAGCCUCAGAGAGUUUGUAAGGACCACUGACCGCAAAAUCAUCGCCAGCACUCUGUCCCGGCUCAAGCUGGAGCUGGACUUUGACAGCCAUGCCAUCAGCCAGCUGCAGGUGGUGCUUUUUGGCUUUCAGGACGCGGUAAAUAAAGUCUUGCGAAACCAUAACAUUAAACCCCACUGGAUGUUUGCACUGGACAAUAUCAUCCGCAAAGCUGUGCAGACCGCUAUCACCAUUCUGGUGCCAGAACUAAGGCCUCAUUUCAGCUUAGCCUCAGAGAGUGAUGCAGCCGACCAGGAUGAUGCAGAGGAUGACCUGGAUCCCCAUGACAACACUCAAAAUCAGAGGGAUCAGAGGCAGAGUGCCGCCAACGAUGACACAGUGCCUACCUCAGGCGUGAGCACGCUCAGCUCCACGGUCUCCCACGACAACUCACAUACUGCUCAGAGAUCUGUGAGCAUGCAGCUGGGGAGGAUGAAACUAGAAACCAACAGGUUACUGGAGGAACUGCUGGAGAAGGAAAAGGAGUAUCAAAGCAUCCUGCAUCAGGUUAUUGAGGAGAGGGACCAAGAGAUCAAACUACUGAGAAUUAAAUCUCAACCAAUAGACAUACCUGCCUCAUCAGCAACUCACCAUUCACCCAGUGCACACAGCGGAGACCCUGAGCUGACUAAAUGGAUGAAGGAACACGAAGCUGACCAAGAUACUAUAGAGCGGCUUUUGGCAGAAGAUUACACACUGACUGAUAUUCUUCACUACGUCACAAGAGAUGAUCUAAAGGGCUUAAGACUAAGAGGAGGAAUGCUGUGCAAGUUGUGGAACGCGAUCAUGGAAUUUAGAAAAGACCCCUGGUAACAACCUUAGCUGUGGAAUGCUCCUUUAGUGAAAGCAAGCCUCCAUCAAAUCUGAAAUAGUAUUCUCUUGAAGAGACUGCACUUUACUAUUCAAUUAUAGUCUGUAUCUAAACUACCAUGCUUCUGUAAUGUAUUAUUACAUUUACUUAAAAUGUAAAACAAUGCUUGUACCAUUACAAUUGUAGUCUUUAAAAUAGCAAGUACAGUGAUUUUAUCAUAAUGGCUGUGGUUCUUUUUCUUGCCUUUUAGAUAUGAUUGUUGUCUUCAGUUUUUAAAUUUUAAGAAAACUGAAACUAACACGUUGGGUUUCAAGUACUGUAAAUCCAUUUAUAUUUUGAAGAAAAUAAAAACUAGACGUCAUUUUUUAGUGCUGAAGUAAAAAAAAGCACAAGUGUUCUAUUGUGUAAUAAAGUGUACAUUGUCCAACGUAGCCAUAUUAGUUGUGUAGCAAAUAAAUCACCCUGAAUCUAGCUAAAAUGAAUGCUAUGCUAAUCAAAGGAAGCUUACAGUGCAUUGAAUUGGCAGCAUUCAACAAACACACUGAUGAAUGCACUGUCUAGGACCACAACUGUUUAUGACAUUGAUAUAGAUAUUUAUUUUCAGUGGUAGAGCUAUGCUUCAACCUCAAAAUGGAAGAACAUACCAAGAAAAAGUUACAUGUUCACAAUUUCUAGCGCAUGUUACAAAAUUUUAGUUUAUGGAACAUUUUUGUGCACAUUUUGUGUUUUUCCUUCACUGUUUUUAAUUCCUGAUACAUAUCUUAAUCUUCGUUUUGAACCUGUUUAAACAAUUGCUGACAGUCUGUACACUUAACUGGUUAACAAUGUGCAAUGUGGUCAUGAAUAUUAGCCUCUUUUUUACAAGCUCUUUUACAAUGGGAAGUUUAACCAGUAAGCAUAUGUGUAUGGCAGUGUGCAUUUUGAUGUAAUUUGAUUGACACAGAAACUGAGCUUCAUUUGUUUUUGUCUAUAAUUUGGGACUGAAGUUGGUGCAGAAGCAGCAUUGAGAACAUGCAGGCAGCGAGUUUCACACAGUAUCAGAGAAAGAAGACUGAAAUGCAAUAAUGGAACCAAUAACAUUGUUGCUUAUUGCAGUAACUUAUUUUUUUAAAUGGGGGAAUAUUGAGUGUCAUAACUAUAUAUAUAUAUAUAGAGAGAGAGAAGAAAUGCCACGUAAAUUAUUAAUUCAGUUAAUUAUUAAUGAAUUCACAAAUCAAUAUCAAAUGUUUUUUUUAAAAAAAACUUUCAGUACACAUUGAAUAAUGCAUGAUCUGUUUCAUAAAAUUAAAUCUAAUCUAAACUAACAUCUGUAUGUAUUGCUAAAACAUAUUGUUCAUUUUUACUGGGUUAUUACAGCUUUGAUAUUGUUGUAACGUGUCUGAAACACAAACAUUUAAAGCCAGGUCCAGGUUUGUUUGCUUCUAUUUAUGACUGCAUCAUUGCUCAGCACAGGGGUUACAUGUAUGUUAAAAAAUGUACCAUUCCUAAUGCCAAGUAGCUGCAAACUUCAAUGUAAAAUAAAGCUGUGAAUUUUAA
This is a messenger RNA of Polyodon spathula (Mississippi paddlefish), 6334 nucleotides long. It is a transcript of the gene map3k5, whose product is annotated as mitogen-activated protein kinase kinase kinase 5. Bases 724 to 4800 code for a protein of 1358 amino acids. Gene Ontology annotation, molecular function: MAP kinase kinase kinase activity; ATP binding. Lineage: Eukaryota; Metazoa; Chordata; Actinopteri; Acipenseriformes; Polyodontidae. The record is from RefSeq and is a predicted model, not a curated record. Gene Ontology annotation, biological process: MAPK cascade; cellular response to stress; protein phosphorylation. The transcript is spliced from 30 exons.